Miniopterus natalensis is the source of this 1158-nucleotide messenger RNA. The record is from RefSeq and is a predicted model, not a curated record. Lineage: Eukaryota; Metazoa; Chordata; Mammalia; Chiroptera; Miniopteridae.
UGCGGGACUGUUGCUGGGCCAUUUCGUAGCUUCCGGGAUAGUCACUCAGUGGCCUUACAUUCUACAUAUUUGUCAGGCAAGUUUGAAUGAGUCAUGGCAUCUUGAUCAAAGCUCCCUCUACUGGUAAUGUAUAAGGAGAUGUUAAAUAUAUCUAAGAAAUCAACUCCUUGCUUUGUGAACUUCUCCAGGCUACAGCAAACCACAAAUAUUCAAGCUGAAAUCAAUCAGAAAAACCUGGAAAUUGAACUUCUAAGACUAGAAAAAGAUGCAGCAGAUAUUGUUCAUCCUUCUUUUUUGGAUCAAAAGUGUCAAACUCUGCAAAGCAUGAAUAAUCAUUUGGAAGCAGUGCUAAAAGAGAAGAGGUCCCUCAGGCAAAGACUGUUGAAACCCAUGUGCCAGGAAAACCUGCCUAUUGAAGCUGUUUAUCACAGAUACCUGGUACAUUUGCUGGAGUUGGCGGUUACUUUCAUUGAGAGAUUAGAAACCCAUCUUGAAACAAUUAGAAAUAUUCCUCAUUUAGAUGCAAAUCUAAAGAAAAUGAGCAAAGCAUUAGCCAAGAUGGAUAUUUUGGUGGCUGAGACAGAAGAACUGGCAGAGAAUAUACUCAAGUGGCGAGAACAACAAAAGGAAAUUUCCUCUUGUAUCCCCAAAACAUUAGCUGAAGAAAAUGAUCUUCACAAACGUAUUGUAACAUCAUAACUCCUUCUUUACAAUUUACUUCUGAAGUUCAUGUCCAAAUUAUUACUGCCAAAUGAUUCAGUUUAGCAAAAAUGAUUUAUGUAGUCAUGUGAAGUCCAUUUCUAGUCAAUGAUAACAUGGGUGUUUAUAGGCUUUGCUGCUAGCAGUACUGAGAGAGCCCUUUCUAUGUUGAAGUACUAAAAUUCCACGUUCGUUAAAACCAAACUAACUGUUCGUUUGUUUUUCAUAUAUUUUCAUAUUGCUUUUCAAUAAAACUUAUGAAAAUCAAGUAUUACUAUGACAAUUUAUUAACAUGAGUGUAUUAUCCAUAUCUCCAUAUCUCAGGCAGCAGACUGUAUGUCUUUUUUUAAAAAAUGCUUGUUUCUGAAUUAGAAGAGUCUUGAAUCUGAACCUAUGUUGAUUGUUCCUGUGAGAUUGUCACUAAAUAUGCAAAAAAGUAACAUACUAUCUUUUGAAAAU